GUGCCAUUCUCGACCUUUGUCCAGAACGUGCGCAGCAACGAGGUCCUGGCGGUGGCGGUGGAGGACCGGAGGUUCGCGUACAAGCUGCGGCCGCAGGGCAAGAUUAUGCGCGGACUGCCUGCCGGGCCCGGUGACGUGGCGCGGAACGCCCACAUUGUGUUCCGCACCAUCCGGCCAGCCGACUACAGCACGCCCUAUGACACCAUGCUGAAGAACGGCGUCCAGUUCACCGCCGUGGAGAAGCAGCAGUCUGUACUGCUCACCUUCGCGGUGUAUGGGCUGUAUGUCGGGCUGCUGCUGGGGGCGCUAAACCGGCUGCCCAUCAAGCUGCCCAGGAAAGGGGCCGGGCGGCGACACAGCGGCGCCGGCAGCUCCGGCACCUCGCCGCAGCACAUAAUCACCUUUAGUGACGUGGCAGGCGUGGACGAAGCCAAGGAAGAGCUCUCAGAGAUUGUGGAGCUGCUGAAGUCUCCGGAGAAGUUUUCAAAGCUGGGCGCGCGAGCACCAUCCGGUGUGCUGCUGAUAGGACCGCCUGGGACCGGCAAGACGCUCCUUGCCAAGGCGGUGGCGGGCGAGGCGGAUGUUCCCUUCUUCUCCAUCAGCGCAUCAGAGUUUGUGGAGCUGUACGUGGGGAUGGGCGCCAUGCGCGUGCGCGAGCUGUUCGCAUCCGCGCGCAAGGAGGCCCCCGCCAUUGUCUUCAUUGAUGAAAUUGACGCCGUCGCCAAAGGGAGGGACACGCGGCUACGCAGCGUGGGCAACGAUGAGCGGGAGCAGACGCUGAACCAGCUGCUGACAGAGCUGGACGGCUUUGAGAGCGAGAAGGACGCCGGCCCAGUCAUCUGCAUUGCUGCCACCAAUCGCCCAGACGUGCUGGACAGCGCUCUGCUGCGGCCGGGGCGUUUCGAUCGGCGCGUGUCGGUGGAGCGGCCGGACCGGCUGGGCCGCGAGCAGAUUCUGCGCGUCCACAUCGAGCGCCGCCGGCUGCCACUGGCCGACGACUUCAGCGUCGCCGACGUGGCCGGCUCAACCGUCGGCUUCACCGGCGCCGACCUCGCCAACCUCGUCAACGAGGCCGCCCUGCUCGCCGGCCGCGAGAGCAAGGGCGCGGUGGGCAGCGCGGACUUUGACCAUGCAAUCCUGCGAGCGGUGGCGGGCAUCGAGAAGAAGCGCAGCAUCCUGGUGGGAGUCGAGAAAGAAGUCGUCGCGCGCCAUGAGGCCGGCCACGCACUCGUUGCCACGGCCGUGCGCAUUUUGAUCCCCACGUCCGCCGCCGUGGAGAAGCUGUCCAUCAUCCCUCGCACCGGCGGCGCGCUCGGGUUCACGUAUGUGCCGCCGCGGACGGAGGACCGGGCGUUGCUGUUUGACACGGAGAUCCGCGGGCAGUUGGCCAUGCUCAUGGGCGGCCGCGCUGCAGAGGAGCUCACCUGCGGCCAGGUGUCGACGGGGGCGGUGGACGACAUAAAACGUUGUUCUUCGCUGGCGUACCAGACGGUGUCGGAGUUUGGGCUGAGCGCUGCGGUGGGGCCCCUCAGCGUGGCUUCCCUCACAAACGGCGGCUCUGACGACGCGCCGCUCUUCGGCAGAGACUCAGGGCUGGGGCGGCUGGCGGAGGAGGAGGCAAAGAGGCUGGUGGAAGGGGCACUGGCGGCCGCGCGCGAUUGCGUGGCGGCAAAUCGACGAACGCAUGAAGGCCUCAGCGCGGAGCUGCAGGCGAAGGAGCGCCUGGACGGGAACGCCCUCGCUGCCUGGCUCGGCCAGGUCACCGCGCCGGCCUCCCUGCGCGCCUUUGUGCUACAGGGCGCCUUCCCCGCGCUCUCCCGCCGCUGAUGUCAUGUGUCAUGCUCCGGCGCUGAUGUCAUGUGUGCGCGCUGAUGUCAUGCGUCAAGGGUGUGCGCGUCUGUCGGUGCCGAAGCUUCAGCGCUGAUGCGACCGUUGAGGGUCAGCGCAAUUGAGAGCGUCUGUGUCUCAGCGCUGAUGUCAGCAGCUCUGGUUCGAUUGGACCGCAGCAAUUGGAGGCAUCCUCGGCCUUUGUGUCAGGUGUUCUUUGGAAGUCCUCCAAGAAAGAUCUUAUGCAAACUUUUCCUUGCGGCAUCCAUAAGGGCCUUGACUUAUGUAGCCAGAAUCGCAGUCGUGGCUUGAGAGGAGACUGGAAUUGGGCAUCUCAUGCCUCAAAUGGGUGGUCUAAAUGGGCAGCAGGUCUCUGCCUCUCAAUUGCCUCCUUGUGCGAUUCUUGACAGAGGCUUUACAUGGCGUCCGGUUACAUUGUGCGUCGAUCAAGCUGUGUUGCACACUUGUGCUUGUAAGGCGCAGUGUAGAACUUCUUUGGGGCUGCUUAACGAUGUUUCUUUUGGGGGGACAUUCAUACUCGCGCAGCUGAUUCAAAUCUAUAUUUGAACGCAUGGCCUUGCAAGCUUGGAGGGUAUCGAUAUCAGCGGAUCACGGGAGCUUGGCUCCUGUGGCUGCCUCUUGUCACUAUUUUGUGUGGUUUAUGGCUUGUUUGUAUCAACAGUAGACAGGCUUUUAGAUCACUGGACAGAAGCAGCACAUGGUGUACUCAGCUAGCUUCUGGCCCGC
Coccomyxa subellipsoidea C-169 is the source of this 2574-nucleotide messenger RNA. RefSeq names its product ATP-dependent metallopeptidase Hfl. The transcript has 10 exons. Gene Ontology annotation, molecular function: ATP hydrolysis activity; ATP binding; metalloendopeptidase activity. The record is from RefSeq and is a predicted model, not a curated record. Gene Ontology annotation, cellular component: chloroplast thylakoid. Gene Ontology annotation, biological process: proteolysis. NCBI's taxonomy places the organism in Eukaryota, Viridiplantae, Chlorophyta, Trebouxiophyceae, Coccomyxaceae. Bases 106 to 1827 code for a protein of 573 amino acids.